This is a messenger RNA of Triplophysa rosa, 2582 nucleotides long. It is a transcript of the gene fzd8a, whose product is annotated as frizzled class receptor 8a. Gene Ontology annotation, cellular component: plasma membrane. Lineage: Eukaryota; Metazoa; Chordata; Actinopteri; Cypriniformes; Nemacheilidae. The transcript has a single exon. Gene Ontology annotation, molecular function: Wnt receptor activity; Wnt-protein binding. Gene Ontology annotation, biological process: canonical Wnt signaling pathway; non-canonical Wnt signaling pathway. The record is from RefSeq and is a predicted model, not a curated record. Bases 359 to 2098 code for a protein of 579 amino acids.
GGCUCUUGUCAAUACCGUGGAUGUAGAAAUCGCAUUUACACCGGGAGUUUUCUUUCACCGGAGAAGUUUGCGAUAUUGGAAAGCGUAAAUCUGCAGCGAAGAGACUCGAGACUACCACCGGAGCGCGAAUACGGAGAGUAAACAGGAGAAUAAACAUAUAACGUUACCCUCAGCCAUUUUGCCUUCGCCGGCCCGAGGGCUAUUUAUUCUCUGACCGCACGGUAUGCAAACCUGCCGCAAGUCCGUGCCAAACAAGUGAAGCGGAGAUGGGUUGGCUCUUCAAGAUCUGAAUUCAACUGAACUGUUUCCAGAGCCGCGCUGCUUUCAUCGACAGGACAAAAAAGACAGGACGGAAAGGAUGGAGUGCAACCUGUUGGGGAUUUACCUGUUCCUCGCACUUGCCCUACUGCCCCGGUCGAGCGGCACCACGGCCAAAGAGAUCACCUGUCAGGAGAUAGCCGUGCCUCUGUGCAAGGGCAUCGGCUACAACUACACCUACAUGCCCAACCAGUUUAACCACGACACGCAGGACGAAGCGGGCUUGGAGGUGCACCAGUUCUGGCCUCUCGUGGAGAUCCAGUGCUCCCCGGAUUUGAAGUUCUUCCUAUGCAGCAUGUACACCCCCAUAUGCCUCGAGGACUAUAAGAAACCCCUGCCGCCGUGCCGGAGCGUAUGCGAGCGAGCAAAGGCGGGCUGCGCUCCGCUCAUGCGCCAGUACGGCUUUCCCUGGCCGGACCGGAUGAGGUGCGAUUUGCUGCCCGUGCAGGGCACACCAGACACGCUGUGCAUGGACUACAACCGAACCGACUCCACCACGGUCUCCCCCGUGCUGUCCAAGCCCACCAACUACCCCAGCAAACCUUUUAACCCGCAUAAGAAGAAGAACGGACGAGUGGCUGUCGGACCUAAAGCGAGCAAACCCUGCGAAGCGGGCUGCCAGUGCCGCGCGCCGAUGGUGGCUGUGAACAGCGACCGACACCCGCUGUAUAACCGCGUCAAGACGGGUCAGAUCCCGAACUGCGCCAUGCCUUGUCACAACCCGUAUUUCACCCAGGACGAGCGGACCUUCACGGCCUUCUGGAUCGGACUUUGGUCGGUGUUGUGUUUCAUAUCCACGUUCGCCACCGUCGCUACGUUUCUAAUCGACAUGGAGCGAUUUAAAUACCCCGAACGGCCGAUUAUUUUCCUCUCGGCGUGUUACAUGUUUGUGUCCAUCGGCUAUAUCGUGCGUUUAAUCGCCGGGCACGAGAAAGUGGCGUGUAAUCGGGAGUACGACGUGGAGCACAUUCACUACGAGACCACCGGACCCGCGCUUUGCACCGUCGUGUUUUUAUUAAUUUAUUUUUUCGGGAUGGCCAGUUCGAUAUGGUGGGUGAUUCUCUCUCUAACCUGGUUCCUGGCGGCGGGCAUGAAAUGGGGCAACGAGGCCAUCGCCGGGUAUUCUCAGUACUUUCACCUGGCAGCUUGGCUUAUCCCGUCCAUGAAAUCCAUCGCCGUUCUGGCAUUAAGUUCGGUGGAUGGCGACCCGGUGGCCGGGAUCUGUUACGUGGGCAACCAGAACUUGGACAACUUGCGGGGCUUCGUGUUGGCGCCGUUGGUGAUCUAUUUGUUCAUUGGCACCAUGUUCCUUCUGGCUGGAUUUGUGUCGCUGUUUAGGAUCAGAAGCGUCAUUAAACAAGGCGGCACUAAGACUGAUAAGCUGGAAAAGUUGAUGAUCCGAAUCGGGAUCUUCACGGUGCUCUACACGGUUCCCGCCACCAUCAUCGUGGCGUGUUACUUUUACGAGCAGCAUAAUAGACAAAGUUGGGAGAUCACCCAUAACUGUUCGUGUUUAUUGGAGCAAGAGAUCAAGAGACCGGACUACGCUGUUUUCAUGCUGAAAUACUUUAUGUGCCUUCUGGUGGGCAUCACGUCUGGUGUGUGGACAUGGUCCGGGAAGACCCUCGAGUCGUGGAGGAGUUUCUGCACGCGCUGCUGCUGGGGCAGUAAAGGCUCGGGCGGCUCCAUGUAUAGUGACGUGAGCACGGGAUUAACUUGGAGGUCCGGUACCGCCAGCUCAGUCUCCUGCCCCAAGCAGAUGCCUUUGUCCCAAGUUUGAAUCAAGAAAGUCCCGCUAAUUGUUUCUGGUCUCUUGGUCGUUCAUCCAUUUGCAUACAAAUGAACUUGUUGAUGGUUUCUAUUAGCUGAAGGACUGGUUGAAACAAUGCAGCAAUGCAGAAACAAUUACUUUUUGCUAAUUCCAUUCUAUUGAUAUGGACAUGACAUGCACCACAAAUGUCUCCAUCUUGCAGCAUUUUAUGUCAUUUACUUUUACAACCUUGUUGUAGGACAAGUUUUAAAUUGUCUAAACAAUCAAAGAUGGUUCAAAUAAGCCUUAAUGUUUUAGUGCCCAUUUAUUACAAAUUAUUAUUAUUAUAUACGGGUUGUUGUUUUUUAAUUGCGAGAUGUAUUUAUACAAUGGUUGUGUACAAACUUGUAAAUUGUGUAUAAAAGAAGAUUUAUAAAAUUAUUGUAAAUUUGUACAUAGUGUAGAUGCCACAUGAGAAGCAAAAUAUGACUUUUAUUUUGACAAUAAAAACUUU